Molecule: messenger RNA, 3388 nt
Organism: Centropristis striata (black sea bass)
Lineage: Eukaryota; Metazoa; Chordata; Actinopteri; Perciformes; Serranidae
Product: kinesin-like protein KIF23
Exons: 22
Coding region: 50-2713 (887 amino acids)
Biological process (GO): microtubule-based movement
Cellular component (GO): microtubule; nucleus; kinesin complex
Molecular function (GO): microtubule binding; ATP hydrolysis activity; ATP binding
Source: RefSeq, a predicted model, not a curated record
AAUUUUCAAAUCGAGAAGAGGCGCUCGGUGGAGUUUAACAACACAAACAAUGCAGAGACCAAACAAAGGGAAGACUCCUCGGAGACAUGGCCAAAAAAAGGCAUCCAACAUUGACAAAGAUCCUGUUGGAGUAUACUGUCGUAUACGUCCACUUGGACGAGAAGAUGAAGAAUGUUGUGUUGAGAUGAUCAGCAGCUCCACGAUUCAGCUCCAUCCUCCCGAUGGCCUCAAAGCAAACCGUAAUGGGGAAUACAAAGAGACCCAGUACUCCUUUAAAAAAGUAUUUGGUAUUCAUACUACUCAAAUGGAGCUGUUUGAGGAUGUUGCCAAGCCUCUGGUAGAGGACCUUAUUCACUGUAAAAAUGGUCUGCUGUUUACGUAUGGCGUUACUGGAAGUGGUAAGACCUUCACCAUGACUGGCACACCUGGUGAAGGUGGACUCCUCCCCCGCUCUUUAGACAUGCUCUUCAACAGCAUCUGCCCCUUUCAGGCCAAAAGAUUUGUGUUUAGACCAGAUGACAAAAAUGGGAUGGAGAUCCAGGGUCAUGUUGAUGCUCUCCUGGAGAGACAGAAACGAGACAGUCAGCAGUCGGUGCCCAAAACGACAUCCUCCAGGCAGAGGGCCGACCCAGAGAUUGCGGAUAUGAUCAGCUCAGAGGAGGCGUGUAAAUCUGAGAGUGUGGAUGAAGACUGCUGUUACAGCGUUUUUGUCUCCUACAUCGAGAUCUACAACAACUAUAUCUAUGAUCUCCUUGAAGAUGCUCCGUUUGACCCAAUCAGACCAAAACCGCCUCAAUCCAAGAUUCUCCGUGAAGAUCAGAAUCAUAACAUGUAUGUGGCCGGCUGCACAGAAGUUGAGGUCAAAUCUAAAGAGGAGGCUUUUGAAGUCUUCUGGAAGGGACAAAAGAAAAGGAGGAUAGCAAACACAGAACUGAACCGUGAAUCCAGUCGCUCCCACAGUGUGUUCACAGUGAAGCUGGCUCAGGCACCACUUGAUGCUGAUGGGGACCACAUUCUACAGGACAAAAACCAGGUGAACGUAAGUCAGCUGUGUCUGGUCGACCUUGCAGGCAGUGAGCGCACCAGCAGAACCAGAGCAGAGGGAAACCGUCUCCGUGAAGCAGGUAAUAUUAACCAGUCCUUGAUGACACUGCGCACAUGCAUGGAAGUCCUGCGUGAAAACCAGAUGUGUGGAAUGAAUAAGAUGGUGCCAUACAGGGACUCUAAAGUUACACACCUGUUUAAAAACUACUUUGAUGGAGAAGGAAAAGUCAAAAUGAUCGUCUGUGUCAACCCAAAGGCUGACGAUUAUGACGAAACUAUGCUGGUGAUGCGCUUCGCAGAGAUGACGCAGGAGGUGGAGGUGGCGCGGCCUGUUGACCGGCCAAUCUGUGGCCUCGCUGCAGGACGCAGACACAGAAACCAGGUCUUCAAAGAUGAGCUGUCACGUCGCCUGGAAGAGCAAGGGGGUCCCAGUGACGCCGAUGACCCAGCUCUGCUGAACCACCUAUUGGAAAGCCUUCCAGCCAUUCCUCGUUGUGAGCUGGUGGACCCAGCUGAUGAUCAGACGUUGCCCCGCCUGAUCGAGGUCCUGGAGAGGAGGCAUCGUGUCCGUCAGAUGAUGGCAGAUCAGUUCAACAAAACUGCCAGUACACUGAAGUCCAUGCUUCAGCAGUUUGACAAUCAGCUCAGUGCAAAGGAGACGUUCUUCCAUGAUCAACGAAGCAAACUGGGCGAAAAAGAAAAAGUCAUCAACAACCAGAAGACAGAGCUCGAAAGAUUAGAGAAAAAAUCCAAAAUGCUUGAAUACAAGAUCGAUAUCCUGCAGAAGACGACAGACAUGUAUGAGCAGGACAAACGCUCACUUCAGCACGAGCUGGAGACUCGGGAGCAGCGGCUCCAAAGAGAGCUAUCAGAGAGGAGGCGCAUGGAGCAGCGCAUGCAGGGCAUGGUGACAGACGCAAAACAUAAGUGGGAGAAGGAGUGUGAGAGGAGAGUGAAUGCCAAGCAGCUGGAGAUGCAGAACAAGUUGUGGGUGAAGGAUGAAAAGUUGAAGCAGCUCAAGGCCAUAGUGACGGAGAGCAGCAGCGGCGCUGGUGGUAGUGGUGGUGGGUUUCCCACUGAGCGUCCAGAGAAGCCUGAAAGACCAUCGAGGGAGAGAGAUCGCCAGAAGAGGUCCGCCUCCCCAACACCUCUUCAUGACCAAACUCCUUACCACCAAAGUCGAGCCAAUGUUAGGGCAGUUCAGGACCCUUACCCUACUUCCACCUCCCCUUCCUCCUCCACCUCCUCCUUCACCUCAGCCUAUCCCUCAGUAGCCUCCUGCAUCUCUGAUUGGGAGAACAGGUUACCUGUAGACUCAAGCAGCCAAGCUAGGCACCCUGGGACUCCCCAGUGCAGGAGCCGGACUCCCGCUCCAUCUUACGGCACCAGCAGCGUGGGUCGCAGGAGAGGCCAUCGCUGGGUGGCAGACACUGAGGUCUAUGGGCUAGACCUAGAGGCAGGCACAAGGGGAAAUGUUUUUAAGACCAGAGCCGGUGGACAAGCUGUGCAGUUCACUGACAUUGAGACAUUAAGACAAGACUGCCCAACAAGUCGCAAGAGGCGAUCAGGGUCUGGAGAAGGACCAGCUCAAAUUGAGGACAUGGAAAACAGACCUCCAGUACCAAGCACAAGUUCAAGUUAUGGAUAUCAAAAACGCAGAAAGCCUUGAGGUGCUGUGAAUAUGAAGGAACUUUUUUUGUCUUCUUGAAAACAUGCAAGAUUCUGCCGGACUGUCGGGACAGUGAAGGGACCACCAUGUGAAACUAUGCAGCUUUUUGAGAGUUGGGGCAUUUUUUCUGUUAUGACUGAUCUUAUUAUAAAUGAUUAGUGUGCAAUUCUAGUUUAAUCACAGCCCAAAUGACAUUGAUUUAACAAUGUAGAACAUUUCUAUUCACAUAUGCUGGAUUAGUUUUUUCCUUUUUUGAAUGCUGGAUUUAUUACUUCUUAAAGACAUGGACUUACUAAAUAGCUCAAAAUGAUAAAUGUUUUAAUACUUAAUAUUUUCACUGCCUUUUUACUGCUACCCAAAGACUAGAAUAUUUGAGCCUUUGAACAAUAGAAAUGUGUAUUUUUUUUACUUUUAUAGUCCUUGCUUGCUUUUUUCCAAUCAUUAUUCAUUUAUUGGAUGUUACACUACAGUAUAUUGCUGAUUGCAAAAAACAGAACAGUUGUUUUAGAAUUAGUUUAGGCCUGUAAAUACCUCCCUCAUUAGGCUUUGCUGAAAUCAAUUUCUGACGAACUGUAAAUAGGUAUUAUGAAGCUUUUUUUCCUCUGUUGAAAUAGGUGAUGUGUUGCACACUACCCCUUUUGCUGGCAUUAAAUUAAUUCAAAUACACACAAACAA